This is a messenger RNA of Prosopis cineraria, 1682 nucleotides long. Its product is annotated as F-box/LRR-repeat protein At2g42720-like. Bases 153 to 1682 code for a protein of 509 amino acids. Gene Ontology annotation, molecular function: protein binding. NCBI's taxonomy places the organism in Eukaryota, Viridiplantae, Streptophyta, Magnoliopsida, Fabales, Fabaceae. The record is from RefSeq and is a predicted model, not a curated record. The transcript is spliced from 4 exons.
CUCUAAUCACCUAUAAAGCGGACAAACCUCAGCCGUCUGGGGCUGUGACCGCGCGAAGAAGAGUACUCUGCGACAUUCAGCAACCGUGACGCCAUCGGGCGAGUCAGAUCGUCGUCCCGCCGGUCUCCAGUUUCAUUCAUCCCUAGCUAUAUAUGAUUGCAGCAAGUCACGCAAUGGAAGUGGAGUCAAGAAAUUCGCUAAGCAAUUUCCCAGAUGCCAUUCUUCACCAUAUCUUAUCUUUCCUCGAAGUUAAUGACAUAGCAAGACUUAGAGCCUUGUCUAGAAGGUUCCAAGCUUUAUGCAUUUCCGCCCCCUCUCUCUCCUUCUCCCAACCUCAUCAUUCUCCUAACUGCUCAUGCCUACAUGUCUUCAAUUUUAUGAACACCCUUUCCCGACAACGUCCUCGUGCUUUGAAAAUUAACCAACUUUCUUUCUCAUCUUUCUGUACGAAACGCAAACACCGUAAGCUUCACAAGCAGUGGAUCCAUAAAUUAUUUCAAGCUUUUCGUAUCGACAAACUCUCUCUUGAUUACCAGUUACCUUCAAUCUUCACAAGCCUCUCUAGAUUUCAGUCCUUGAAAGUUCUUAAACUAAUUAUGAGUUCAUGCUUCUCAGUGAAGCUUCCUGAGAUGAAGCUUGCUUCUCUUGAAGCUCUUCACUUGGAGGGGAUUGAAACCGAAGACUCAGUUGGCGCGUGGGUUUCUCAGAGUUUCCCGUCCUUAAAAAGUUUAUUCCUCAGAGAAGUCAAUAUGGCGGGCGUCUCAACAAAACAACUAGACCUUACAAUACGAAGUUCAUUUUUGGAGGAUUUAACCAUUCAUGAUUGCUGCAGCUUUAAACCUGUGAGGAUCAUCACCGACAAUCUACGAGCCCUGAGUUACAUCAUUUGCUAUAGUGACUCUGGUCGCUGCAUUCAUAAUAGGUUGAAUAUGGAUGAGAUUGUAGUUGAAGUCUCUGCGCCUAAUCUACAAAGCCUUAUGUGGGAAGGCGCUCCUACAAAGCUUUGUUAUGAUAGAAGGACAUUCAAGAAUUUGCAUGUUGCCACUAUCACUAAUCUGAGGGUCCAGAAUUUGAGUUUAGUCAAACAGUUAUUUGAAGCUAUACGUUGGGCCAGAAUACUACACACAGAUACGGAUACACUUGAGCUUUUAGAUGGAACGUCACCCAUUUCAUUUGGAAACGUUAGCUACCUUGAAAUACAAGUUGCCCGGUACUUUCUUGAGGAUGAUGUUCGGGAUGUUCUAACUACUUCUUUGGAAAGAAUAUCAAAUUUGGAAACUCUUACCCUUGCCCUUAUAAGCGAUCCUUUUGAGGAUUCUGACGAGGCACCCGAUCCAUUUAGCUUUAAGGAUGUAUUAAGGAAGUGUAGGAAAACUAAAUGGAAGAAAAUAAAGGGAUUGAAGAAAGUGAAGUUAAGAAUAAGAAACAUGUACCACUCUAUGGCUUUUCUAAUGGGGAUGUUGAAGAAAUCGUGCGUGGACAUGGAAGAGAUGACACUUAUUUACCCAUCUUGUUAUCACAAAUAUUUGAAGCUUUAUUUGAAUUGUUUGGAGAGUGCUUCUCCUGCAAUUUCAAUUAAUUUAUGCCCACCUAAUCGAAAGAGAUGUCGAUCACAAUACGACAGUCUUGACUCUUUGAAGAAGCCUUCACGACUCUGUCGCCAAGAUGAAGAUAAUGAGUAG